Messenger RNA from Ictalurus furcatus (blue catfish), 1483 nucleotides. RefSeq lists its product as uncharacterized. Lineage: Eukaryota; Metazoa; Chordata; Actinopteri; Siluriformes; Ictaluridae. The record is from RefSeq and is a predicted model, not a curated record. Bases 395 to 1117 code for a protein of 240 amino acids. Gene Ontology annotation, biological process: response to bacterium. The transcript is spliced from 5 exons.
GCUCAUUAGGAUAAAAAGACUAAGACCUUAAUAACUUCAGAUGCCAUCUUGCAAGUAAUUCAGAUGCAACAUUUCUGGCAUUAAACAAGCUGUACAUGUGUGAUUUUACAUAUGCUAGAAUACAAGUGUGCAGAAAAUUAUAGUCACAUUACAAUUACACUAAGUAUUUCACAUCAAUAAAUAAAUUAACAUAAUAGAAAUGAAUCCCAUUGUAUUAUCCAAAGGUAUUAAUCACAGAAGUGAAGUCCUAUAAGGAAUGAAACACCACUGCGCUCAAGCCUUCCUUUUUAGUUAAUAAAUUGCUGUUGACUAUGUUUAAACCACUUCCCAUUGACACAGAUACAUCACAGAUGUCCUCAUUUCCUUGUCAUCUCUCACCUGACACAGUACAACAAUGCUUCAGUUUGUGAUGAUAAUUUUACUUCUCUAUACCAUAACUUUGCUCUCAGAGACUCUCGGUUCUUCAACGUUGGAGGCAGAACCUGGAGAUAAAGUCACUAUUUGGUGCCACCAUGACCUGUAUCGUGCCAGUUACAUCUUCUGGUAUAAGCACAUCAGUACCUCAGUGCCACUUCUUGUUGGGUGCAAACAGUUUACUUUAUCUGGCCAAAUGCAAGAGUGCUAUUUCUCCACUGAACCUGAGCGCAUGGUGAUGUCUGUGCACAGAAAGAACACGUCUCUCACAAUCCCAGCAGUUAAUGUCUCUGAUACAGGACUGUAUUACUGCAGCUUCAUCAAGCUGGACAAAAUAAUAUUCAGUAACUCCAGCUACUUACAUGUGAAAGUAAACGCUGUUUCAGAGAGAAAUGGAACAUUAUCAACAAACUCAGACAGACCAGAAGAUUCCCCAGUUCUCUGUCCUCCAAAAGAUGCUGUCUCCUCUGGUGUGUUCAUGAUGCUGAGUGUGAUCUCUGGGGCAAUGAAUGUGAUUGUGAUUCCUCUCUGUGUCGUGAUCUUCAUUAUUCAGAGAACACACAGAGGUGCUGAAGCACAAGACAAAGAGGAGCAGCUCUUUAACAAGCAAGACAUGAGGACAGGGGGACAUGGGGAAAUGGGGGAUCCUCAUGACAUAUAUACUUAUGUUGUGUAUCAGAAAUUAGCUGAGCAGACAACAUGAUUACACAAUGUCAUGUAACGCAUUUUGUAUUGAUCAACAGAGUUUCUUUUUAAUGGGGUGAUGUUAGAGAAGGUGUUCUGUGUGUUUUCUUUUGCUCUAUAUUUUUGUUCAUUAUGUACAUUCAUUAUGUACAUUAAUAAAAUAUUUCUUCUUAACACAAAGUAUGUACAUGGUGUAUACAAUAGUAUAUAGAAGCAGCUAACUCCAGGCUUUGGGUAAAUAUAUUACAUUUUACAUUGGGAUUAGUUCUAAUUGUUAUUUAUUUGAAAUAACUGAGUUCAACUACACUACCCAGAGUACAAUGUGGUCUACAAACAUGGAUGCUUCAGACUACAACACCCAGCACCAACAGAGACUGUCAUGUUC